Messenger RNA from Funneliformis geosporum, 3123 nucleotides. The record is from the annotation of a GenBank genome assembly. Lineage: Eukaryota; Fungi; Glomeromycota; Glomeromycetes; Glomerales; Glomeraceae.
AUGUCCUCAGCAAUUUGGUCUCGUGCAUUAAGACCUACCCAUUCUCUUUUAAGGUCAAAAGCAGUAAAGCUUCGAGCUGCUUCCUUCAUAAAAUUACGCUUUCCAGUUGUUUCUACCCUUGGUGCUAUUCGUAAUAAAGUUACUGCUGUAAAUUCUAUAUACCCUCAACCUUCAGUUUCUCCAAACGAUGUCUUUCUUCAAGGCAAUACGGCAACUUACAUUGAAGAAAUGUAUGAAGCAUGGCUAAAAGAUCCUACUUCAGUUCAUUUGUCAUGGCAGGUGUAUUUUAAGAAUAUACAGUCUGGCAUAAAUCCGAGAGUAGCCUACCAACCUCCACCAACAAUCGUUCCUUUGACUGGAUCGGUCACCUCAAUAUCAACAGAAGCUGGUUCAUAUGAUGUAACUGACCAUAUGAAAGUCCAAUUAUUAGUUAGGGCAUUUCAAGUUCGUGGGCAUCAUAUUGCAAAGUUGGAUCCUUUAGGAAUUUUAAAUCCAGAUUUAGACGGUUCAGUUCCAAAAGAACUUGAUCCGAAACAUUAUGGGUUUUCUGAAAAAGAUUUGGAUAGAGAAUUUACACUCGGUCCUGGUAUCUUGCCUGCGUUUGCUGAGACUGGAAAAAAAAAGACACUUCGAGAAAUUGUGGAUAUAUGUAAGAAGAUAUAUAGCGGUACUAUCGGUAUCGAAUACAUUCAUAUUCCCGAUCGAGUACAAUGUGAUUGGAUUCGAAAUAGAGUAGAAAUUCCAAAGCCAUAUGAUUACACGAUUGCAGAAAAACGCAUGAUUUUAGAUCGAUUAAUAUGGUCCGAUUCAUUUGAACGAUUUAUUGCCACAAAAUAUCCAAAUGAAAAGAGAUUCGGUUUGGAAGGUUGUGAGAGUUUGAUUCCGGGAAUGAAAGCUUUAAUUGACCGAUCGGUUGAUCUUGGUAUAGAAUCAAUUGUACUAGGAAUGGCACAUCGUGGACGUCUUAAUGUGUUAAGUAAUGUGGUUCGUAAACCAAAUGAAUCUAUUUUUUGUGAAUUCAGCGGUUCAGUCGAACCAUCAGAUGAAGGGUCUGGUGAUGUGAAAUACCAUUUGGGUAUGAAUUACGAUCGACCCACUCCCUCUGGCAAACGUGUACACCUUUCCUUAGCUGCUAAUCCAUCGCAUUUAGAAGCGGUCGAUCCCGUGGUACUUGGCAAGACUCGUGCACUUCAACAUUAUAUGAAUGAUGAAAAAGAACGUCAUCGUUCAAUGGCUUUAUUAUUACAUGGAGAUGCUGCUUUUGCGGCUCAAGGAGUUGUAUAUGAAACAAUGGGCUUUCACGAUUUGCCAAAUUAUACAACGGGUGGCACCGUUCAUAUAGUCGUCAAUAAUCAAAUUGGUUUCACUACAGAUCCUCGAUUUGCUCGUUCAACUCCGUAUUGCUCGGAUAUUGCAAAGGUAGUAAAUGCACCCAUCUUCCACGUUAAUGGUGAUGAUGCUGAGGCAGUAAAUUUUGUGUGUCAAUUGGCCGCUGAAUGGAGACAAACAUUUAAAAAGGAUGUCGUUAUCGAUAUUGUUUGCUAUCGUAAAUAUGGUCAUAACGAAGUUGAUCAACCUAGUUUCACACAGCCUAGAAUGUAUCAACAAAUAGCUAAGCAAACACCAAUCCUUGAUAAAUAUGUUCAAAAGUUAUUGAAAGAUGAUACAUUCACUAUGGAAGAUAUUCAGAAGCAUAAAAAAUGGGUUUGGGAUACUUUGGAAGAAAGUUAUCAUAAAAGCAAGGAUUAUAAACCUACAAGUCGUGAAUGGUUAUCCAGUUCUUGGAAUGGUUUCAAAUCACCCAAAGAGCUUGCCGAAGAGAUUACACCUGCAUAUCCAACUGGUGCAUCUGAUGAAUUACUUCAACACGUUGGUGAAGUUAUCAGUUCAUGUCCAAAAGGUUUUAACGUACAUCCAGGUUUAGCUAGAAUCCUUAAAACCCGUUCUAAGGCUGUCAAUGGAGGACAAGGAAUUGAUUGGCCUACUGCUGAGGGUCUUGCAUUUGGUUCAUUACUUCUUGAAGGAAAACAUGUUCGUUUAUCAGGCCAAGAUGUUGAACGUGGGACCUUUUCACAACGUCACGCAGUACUUCAUGAUCAAGUAAAUGAGACACAGUAUGUACCAUUAAAUGAUUUAAGACCUGGUCAGGCUCCAUUUUCCGUUUGUAAUUCUUCACUUUCUGAAUUUGGAACCCUUGGAUUUGAACUUGGAUAUUCUCUAGUCAAUCCUAAUUCUCUUAUUUUAUGGGAAGCUCAAUUUGGGGAUUUUGUAAAUAACUCUCAAUGUAUAAUUGACCAAUUUAUCGCUGCUGGUGAAAAGAAAUGGUUGCAGCGUACUGGGUUGGUUGUUUUAUUACCACAUGGGUAUGACGGACAAGGUCCUGAACAUUCCAGCGGACGUCUUGAACGUUUCCUUCAAUUAUGUGAUGACCAUCCAUACGUUUAUCCUUCUCCAGAAAAAAUGUCACGCCAACAUCAGGAUUGUAACAUGCAAGUAGUAUACGCUACAACUCCUGCAAAUUAUUUUCAUGUUUUGAGAAGACAAAUUCAUCGUGACUUUAGAAAGCCACUUAUUGUUUUUACGUCCAAGAGUCUUCUUCGUCAUCCAAUGGCACGCUCUUCUCUUAUCGAAAUGACUGGAGAUCAAGUCUUUAAACGAUUUAUACCCGAUCCACACCCAGAAACGUUAGAAUCACCUGAAAAGAUAACACGACACGUUUUAUGUUCCGGACAAGUUUACUAUGCCCUUCUCAAAGCUCGUGAUCAAAAUAAAAUGAGUCACGUUGUUAUUUCUAGACUAGAACAAAUAUGUCCUUUCCCGUACGAUUUAUUAUCUGAACAUGUUGACAAAUAUCCAAAUGCUCAACUUAUAUGGGCACAGGAAGAACCAUUAAAUUCAGGUUCAUGGACAUAUGUUGCACCAAGAAUUCGAACUUUAAUGAAUCAUUCAAAAACUCAUGAGGGUAAAGCUGCUAAGCCUGCUACUCGAUUACCUUCAGCAUCUCCUGCAACCGGUAACAAGAAACAGCAUAUUCAAGAGGAACAUGAGUUGAUAUCUCAAGCUUUAAUUGGACAAAUAAUUAAACCUAAAGAAGUUGUGUCCGGUAUACCAGUCUGGGCAUAA